Ostreobium quekettii is the source of this 2010-nucleotide messenger RNA. NCBI's taxonomy places the organism in Eukaryota, Viridiplantae, Chlorophyta, Ulvophyceae, Bryopsidales, Ostreobiaceae. The record is from the annotation of a GenBank genome assembly.
AUGACGCCCAAGCGUCGGAUGGACGAGCCCAUGGACGAUGAGAUCGACGCGUUCGCCGAGUCGCGUGACCGCGUGUCUUUGGACGCCAUCGGCGAGCUGCGGAGGGGGCGGCGGGAAGGCGACGUCGAGAGCGACGACGACGAGGAGAUACCCGUUCUGGACAUUUCGGACGAGUCUGAUUCGGAAACUGAAGGCGGCAGCGAUGUGGAGGAUGGGGAGUCCGAGGGGACGAGCGAGGAAGAGCUGGUCGCGUCGGCCUUGCGGCAAGGGGGCAAAGUCGCGGAGAUUGCCAAGGCGGCCAGGGCCAUUCGGACGGAGAUUCAGAGGCACAAAGGCCUCGACAGCGAGGACAGUGGAAGCGAAGAGGGUGGCGAGCCUGCUUGGGGUGGAAUCGACGACCAUUAUGGCGAUGACUUGGAAUUUGAGCGUGACCCAGAGGCCCGCAGGGCUGAGGAGGAGGAAAUGUACAGGCUGCAGCAGCAGAGACUGAGCAAACUGUCUGAACAAGACUUUGGGCUGUUGAGCGAUUCGGAAGCAGAGAGUGGAGGAGAUCAAGAAGGUCCCCUGGAGAGCGGCACCAGACAUGCUGCAGCCACAUCUCAAGAUGUCUCCAUUCUCAAAAGGGGGAAGGAAUUGGGCGCUGUAUCGAUUGAUGAUAUUCCUGAGGUUGCUGCCAUGUGCGCUGAGCUAAAGGAAAGUCUGCAUGAGGUCAGAAAGAAAAUCACGCCCCUGCUUAAAGAGGUCAGAGCUGGAGGACUCUGUGACAAUGAGGGGCUCAACUAUCUUGAGGCCAAGCAACUACUGCUGCUGCAUUAUUGCCUGUGCAUUUUGUUCUUCCUGCUGCUCAAGCUUGAGGGCAAGUCCGUCAAGGACCACCCUGUUGUUGUAAGGCUGGUGGAAAUUCGAGCCAAUUUGGAGAAGAUUCGUCCAAUCGACAGGCGCUUGCAGUACCAACUUGACAAAUUGCUGAGGGCUGCCAAGAUGGCAAAGGAAGCAGAGGAGGCGGAGGAGGCUGGACAGGAUGCUGCAGACCUCCACCAAUGUGGUCCAAGACCUGACAUGCUGGUGCCAAAAGCUGCUGACACUGCCAAUGGGAAUGAUGGUGGUGUCUACCGUCCCCCAAGGCUGAACUCAACUGCAUUGGAAGAGCGUGAUAAGAGAAAAUUUAAGGCCAAGAAGCUGAAGAACACCAAGAAGCGAGCUGCCAGACGUGCUGUUCAGGUCCAAGAGAUGGCAGCUGAGCUGGCAGAAGCUCCAGAGGCGCUGCCAGGAACACCAGCAGGGAUGGAGACUGCAGGAGCCAUCAGAACGCUGCGAAAGAUGAGGGAGAAGGAGAAUGUGGAAAAGGAAUUGAUGCCAAGCUCACUGACAACAGGGGUGGCGAAGCGGCGUUUGAAGGUGCAUCAUGGAGCUGGAUUGUCUGGGAGAGUUUUCAACGACUUUGCUGAUGAGGUUGCUGACAUGGUGGACUCAGUUGGCAGGAUCAAAGCCCAACAUGCUCUCAGUCAAAAAUUUGGGAUAGAUUUGGCACCCAAGCAUUCGCUGAAUCCAAAGACUGGUGUUGGUUCUGGAACAGGGGAUGAGGAUCUGCCAACUAAGCCGUCACUGUUGGAACGACGCAUGAAGCAUCAGAGCAACCAAUUGCGCAAAGGUGUAUUGUCCAGAGGAAAGCCAGAAACACAAGAGAACGGGUCAAGCCAAGAGGCUCGGAAUCGCCCACACAAGAGCAAGGUUGCUGAGAAGAAACUCCAAACGUCAAAGCCGCCAAGGGCACCAAUGACAGUGGAUGGCCCCAGAGCGAUCACGAAAGAAAUUCGUCAUAACAGAGGGCUCAUGGCAUACAGGCGGAAAGACACAAAGAAUCCCCGGAAAAAGCAGCGCGUUCGCUACGAGAGAGCUGUGUCAAAGAGGAAAGGACAAGCAGUUAGUGUCAAGAAGGGAGGCUUCAACUACGGAGGAGAAAAGACAGGAAUCAACGCCAACAUCUCAAAGGGCGUCCGAUUCCAGUGA